AUGGCUAAGCUUUUGAAGUACGAGUCCAGGGAUACAGUGGAGACAGCAUCUAGUUUGUUGAUUACCAGUUAUCCCUUGACUUUGGACCCGAAAUAUUGGCAGUCGAUUGAAAGCGGUUCAACGUUUUCGACCAUUGGCGAUUCGGCAGCCAAAGACAAUUCCAAACCAGGUCUUACAGUGCCAAACUAUACCCCCGCAGCAAAAGUUUCCGCCAAAUCCAAUGCAAAUUCAGUGUUUGAUAGGAUCGACACGGACGGACAACCUUCGACUGUGACUGCUCCUUUAUUUGAGUCGGCAGAUUUUUCAAAGUUGAAUUUUGACGCGGCUGAAAUUGAAGAAUGCUCCAUGUCGGUUUCUCCAAAACGUCCAAUCCAAAAUCAUGAAUGUGGUCGCGGAUCGUAUCUUUGGCUUCAAGCUGAGCCAGAGCAAGUCGAGCUAGAGCAAGUCGAGCUAGAGCAAGCUGAGCAAGGGCAAGCUGAGCCAGAGUGGGGCUCUCUCUUCAGCAAAGGUUUUGACUUUGAUAGGUUCAGACUACUAGGAGGCUCAUCAAAGAAAAUGCUGCUGCGAAAAGUCCAACAAAGGAACGAUAUGGUGAAGGAGACUUUACUACAUUCCUUGUCUCUAUAUUUGAACCCUUUCCUUGCGGAUGCUCAAAGAAGAUAUUUUGAGAUUGGGUUGUUGCAACCUGGAUCGCACACCGAGCUCGAGAAAAGGCAAAAGAACUUGGUCAAGCAAAUUGUCAUUGUGGAGUCAAUCAUCCACGAGGUUGCGCAACUUGAGGUGUUGAUAGAGGAUUGUAAAGAAAAUGGUGACGUGAACCUGAAAAGAAAUCCCGCAACUGCUAGGUCUUCUAUUUUUAACUGA
Molecule: messenger RNA, 864 nt
Organism: Lodderomyces beijingensis
Lineage: Eukaryota; Fungi; Ascomycota; Pichiomycetes; Serinales; Debaryomycetaceae
Source: the annotation of a GenBank genome assembly